Messenger RNA from Megalobrama amblycephala (Wuchang bream), 3389 nucleotides. RefSeq names its product macoilin 1a (gene maco1a). Gene Ontology annotation, biological process: neuronal signal transduction. Lineage: Eukaryota; Metazoa; Chordata; Actinopteri; Cypriniformes; Xenocyprididae. Gene Ontology annotation, cellular component: rough endoplasmic reticulum membrane. Bases 57 to 2057 code for a protein of 666 amino acids. The record is from RefSeq and is a predicted model, not a curated record. The transcript has 11 exons.
ACGCUCACGUAGUUUCCCUCGAGUGUUUAAAGUUAUAGGAAUCUAAAGGGUGGAGAAUGAAGCGGCGCAAUGCGGACUGCAGCAAACUCCGUCGCCCGUUGAAACGGAACCGAAUCACCGAGGGUAUUCACAGCAGUACCUUUCUGUACCUGAAGUUCCUGGUUGUUUGGGCGCUGGUUCUGCUGGCCGAUUUCGUGCUGGAGUUCAGGUUCGAGUAUCUGUGGCCUUUCUGGCUCUUCAUCAGGAGUGUUUAUGAUUCCUUUAGAUAUCAGGGAUUGGCGUUCUCUGUGUUCUUUGUGUGUGUCGCAUUCACAUCAGACAUCAUCUGCCUCCUGUUCAUCCCCAAGCAAUGGCUGUUCUUCGCCGCCAGCACGUAUGUCUGGGUACAGUACGUGUGGCAUACAGAACGAGGUGUGUGUCUGCCCACUGUGUCUCUCUGGAUUCUUUUUGUCUACAUCGAAGCAGCUAUCCGGUUCAAGGAUUUGAAACAUUUUCAUGUAGAUCUUUGCCGUCCAUUUGCAGCUCAUUGCAUUGGCUAUCCGGUGGUAACACUGGGCUUCGGCUUCAAGAGUUACGUAAGCUAUAAGAUGCGUCUGCGGAAGCAAAAAGAGGUGCAGAAGGAAAAUGAGUUCUACAUGCAGCUUCUACAGCAGGCUCUGCCACCAGAACAGCAGAUGCUUCAGAGACAGGAACGAGAGGCAGAGGAGGCAGCCACCUCAAAAGGCAUGUCUGAAGCAGACUCGGUGUUAGUGGCUCAGAACGGCACUGCUAUUACCAAGAAACUGCCCAUGUCUCUGCCUGAACUGGAGUACAAGGAGAAGGGCAAAGAUGGGGGAAAAGACAAAAAACAGCAGCAGCACAGCAUAGGAAUAAACAACAACAUCUUACAGACUGUGGAUGCUAAACUACAGGACAUUGAGUAUAUGGAGAACCAUCUAAACACUAAGAGACUCAACAACGAGCUCAGCGGCAGCGCAGAGAACCUGUUCCUAAAAGAGGAGGUAGGCAGUGGAGGAGGAAGCUCUGCCCCCUCCAAACAUUACAAAAACUCCUCCCCCCAUAGCCACAACUCCACCAAUGGCAGCGUACCAUCCUCUUCAUCCAGCAGGAGUGAAAAGAAACAGAAGUGUGCAGGGAAGAACCUUGCACCUCACAGAGAUCUGAUGGAGAACUGUAUACCUAACAACCAGCUCAGUAAGCCAGAUGCGUUAGUGCGGCUUGAGCAGGACAUAAAGAAGUUGAAGGCUGACCUGCAGGCGAGCAGACAGGUGGAGCAAGACCUGCGCAGUCAGAUCAGCUCUCUGAGCAGUGCCGAGAGGAGCAUGCGCUCUGAGCUGGGGCAGCUCCGCCAGGAAAAUGAGUUGCUGCAAAACAAGCUUCAUAACGCCGUGCAGGCCAAGCAAAAGGACAAGCAAAUGAUUGUGCAGCUGGAGAAGCGUCUCAAGGCAGAACAGGAAGCGCGAGCCGCUGUGGAAAAGCAGCUUGCAGAAGAGAAGAAAAGAAAGAAGAUGGAAGAGGCUACAGCCGCACGUGCUGUCGCUCUGGCAGCUGCCUCCAGAGGGGAAUGCACGGACUCCCUGAGGAAUCGCAUACGUGAGCUGGAGUCGGAGUGCAAGAAGCUCAAUCACGACAUGAAGCUAAAGGAAGAACAAAUCAGAGAGCUCGAGCUCAAAGCUCAAGAGUUGCGUAAAUAUAAGGAGAAUGAAAAGGACACAGAGGUUCUGAUGUCAGCGCUGUCGGCCAUGCAGGACAAGACCCAGCACUUAGAGAACAGUCUGAGUGCUGAGACCAGAAUCAAACUGGAUCUCUUUUCAGCACUCGGAGAUGCCAAGCGACAGCUAGAGAUUGCUCAAGGUCAGAUUUUGCAGAAGGAGCAGGAGAUAAAAGAGUUGAAGCAGAAGAUUGCAGAGGUCAUGGCGGUCAUGCCCAGCAUCACCUACUCGGCAGAAACCAACAACAUGACCCCUGUGACCCCACAUUACUCCUCCAAGUUCAUGGACACCAGUCCUUCCAGCUUGGACCCCAAUGCCUCCGUCUACCAGCCGCUCAAGAAGUGAAUGUUCACACACACAACGUCCACUUUGCUCUUUGAUUUGUCUAAAAGUUCAGUAUGCAAACCAAUGGGAUGGGGUUGUAUUUUUGUUUGAUUUACCCCUCCUCUGUUAGUAUGACUCUUCUUUGUUAUUGCUAAAAUAAGUGGAGGAUUAAAGGGAGAAAAAUGGAUGUCACCUUAACAAGAACUGCCCUCAUGGUGUUUAAGGUUAUUUUUGAAGCUCUUACACCUAAAUUCUUUUCUUGGUAAUGGCACUUCAGCCUGUUGUGGUUCUUUUGUUAUCCUAAAUCUGUUUUGUGAGGGUCUUAAUGAAGACCUUUCACGAUUUUAUUAGUACCUCCUCAUCUUUGUGUUGAAUCUGAACAGUUUUAUGUGCCAGAUAUGGUGGCAUGACUUCUUUUACUUCCCUGGUGUAAACGUACACAUUUAAGUUUAUUGAAUGUAAAUAGAAAAGGGAAAAACGUAUUGAGAUGAGGCACGAGUAUUUGUGAUGGGAAAAAAUAUGUCGUGUUUGUUGCAAUGGAGUGAUUAAGAAUGCAUUUCAGUUUAAUUAUGACCAUAGUAUUGUGCAUCUGUUUUUGGAGAGGUAAAAUCAUUUCAUUACAGAUGGAUCUGAAUUGGAUAUAUUUUUGGGUUUCUAUAAACCAAAUUUUCCGUUCUUCCCAAUGCUGUUUUCCAACAUGUCGAAGACACGAUAAAAACCCACGUGUUUAAAAAGGGACUGAUCUUCACGUUGUAUUUGUUGACAAAAAUGCUGCAUAAAUAUUUGGGAAUGUUGUCGUAUUUUGCAGUCAAUGCAAGUCCUUUUUGUUAACGGACAAAAUUGAAAUAGAAUUUAGUUGAAACCAGUUGAAAAGCUGAACAUAUGAUGUCUUGUUUGCCAGUUGUUAUGUUACACAGUGCCUUGAAAUAUCUUGUUUAAUAUAUUCUCUCUCACACCUCCCAUGCCAUUGUCACCCUAGAAUCCAUCUGAUUGGUCAGCAUACCACAUGACCUGUUUUUCCCCAAGCGUGGCAUUUAAAAUCAUCUGCCCUCUUGUUGCCAUGUGUUCUGUCAGGGAAAAAAUAUACAGGUAACAGUGAGCCCACUUGUUAUCAGUGGUCCAUUAUUUCUGCCAUGUCUCUAAUUUAUAUUAACAUAUUCAUUGCAUUUUAUAAUAUUUGCUGAAUGGUUUGAUUUUGGUCAAAUGUGCCAAAUUUUUUUUCUCCCCUGCACCAUUUAAUUUCAUUGAGGAUAAUGCAAACUGUACAUGCAUCAUUUUAUAGAGAACUCACUGCAGAUAACAACUAAAAUCAAUCCAUUAAUGUUUCAUUUUCAUUAAAAAUCCUACUUCACA